Molecule: messenger RNA, 8803 nt
Organism: Synchiropus splendidus (mandarinfish)
Lineage: Eukaryota; Metazoa; Chordata; Actinopteri; Syngnathiformes; Callionymidae
Gene: tasor2
Product: transcription activation suppressor family member 2
Exons: 22
Coding region: 689-7564 (2291 amino acids)
Biological process (GO): negative regulation of gene expression, epigenetic
Cellular component (GO): nucleoplasm
Source: RefSeq, a predicted model, not a curated record
GUGAUGAGCAGCCAUUUUGUCCUUAGAAAAUUGCAUUUUUCAGGUUAAAAAAUACCUGGAAAUGGGUAAAAAUACAUGAAAAAUAAUGAUGCGCUGUUUUGCAGUGACGUCGAAUAUUAAUAAUGUUUUGAAGCAGUGAUGAAGAAAUGUCAAGGUACAGGAGUGGAGAAGUACUAUAUAGAAUAUGGCGAUAAUAAGAGCAACUUUAAUGGCCAAAAAACGGACGUAUUUUAAGUUCUAUCCAGUCGAGUAGAUAUCUAGAGUAGCGAAAAGUAGACAAACAAGUUGGACUUCCUCGUCGUCCAGCACUUCCACUCUGACGCAAAGAGCUGUGACAUUUCCAAGAUGGACGCUCCCCACUUUUAGGUUUCUGUUUCUUUUUCUGGACGGACUCCUCAUACGCCGCUAGUCUAGAUAGGCGUCGAAGAUUGCGACGGACAAGACUCCUUCUAAACCAUCGAGAUACUUAAAAUAGAUACAUUUUUUUUCGCUUACGUGGUGUAUUUAGCAACUUCCUGGUUUGAGUGUCGCUUCAGUGCGUGUGUGUUGUGAAACCACAGAGAAAGCACAGCGUCAAACUCGGUGUAAAACUACAGAUACUGACUUGAUACUGUCGUCGAGAUGUUUUCAACCAGAGACGACAGUGUUGAAGGACGGACGAUGAGACGGAUAUCUUAGUUUGUCUACGAUGGAAAAUGGCACAGCCUGCUGCUCUGAAGGGACUUUAAUACCAGUAGAGAAAACCUCCGAGGCCUUUCGCAGAAGCAUACUUGGUCCUCUUCAAAGUUCAUUCUUGUAUGAAGAGUCCAAAGGCUGCUUUACUUACGAGUCUGCAGUUGUCAUAAGGUGUCCUGUCCUGGAAGAAAAGUAUCGAUUGUUUCGAGCAAAAAGAAGAGAUUUGGGAUAUUCUGAAGAGGACCUGGAGGAAACAUAUGGCUUUUUACUGUUUGAUGACUUCAACACGGCCACGGAGCUUGGAAAAAGUGGACUGCUCAGCGGAACAAGCGCUUGUACAACACUUGGGGAUCCUGCAAAGGGUGUUUAUGUGUCCAAGUACUCGGACUGUGUGGAUGAAAAUCGAUGGUAUCAUGGGAAAUCGGGGUUCAUCGCCAUCAUCAGGUUGACUAAGGGGCGAGUUAAGGAGGUCACUGAAAACUACACUCAGGACUUCACUGCACCCACACUGGGUUAUGACUGCCAUGUGUCCAACCAGUUCCAUCUCGUGUCUGCACGUACAAGUUCUUUUCUUGCUUUUGAAAGAACCCAGUGGUACUUAUACGAGCUAGUUGAUGAUGGAAGCGGUGGAACAACGCAAUCUCCAAGCCAUGCGUGUCCCGUAGCGGUUGUCUCUUUUUCCUAUACAGACAGCAAAACUGAGCUUCAUGCUCAGCUAGGGAAAAGCUCCGAGACGAAAAUGGUUCAACAUUACAUGCUCUGGAGGGGGCGUCUUCAAAUUGGCCCCCAUUCCUAUAAUGUGUGUCUGAGGUCUGUUCCAGGUGUCGCACUUCCGUCUAAGUUGCCGCCAGUGGUGACUGUCGACAAAGCCAUUUCCAUGCAGCAUCUGCGUCAGAUACUGCCAGAGUCUGUCUUUGAAUCCAGUGCUUCAGUUGAAGUGUGUGAAGAAGGCCUGUACUGCACUUUGCAUGAGAUUGUCACAGCCGAGGAAACGGUCCCUCUUUCUUUGCUUCUGCGGGAGAUGAAGGAGAAAGAUGUGGCGUUUGCUGUUCCUCUGGUUGACUUAGGCUUUCUUUUCCUCCUACACUCAAACCAUUUCCUCUCAUUCAAUGACACUGAGUCCAAUUCAAAUGAAACACUACAAGGCCUGUUUGUGUUUCCGAGCUCCCGCGUUAUACACAAAGAACUGAGGACUGAAGGACAAGUUUCAGCGUCGGAUGAGAUCCUUGAAAUUCUGCCGGUACUUUGUCAGGCUGAAGCUGAAGUGGAGAGAUUAGAUAUGCAGCCAGAAGAGGAGAUGUGCAAAGUGUUGGCGCACCAUAUUCAGGAAUACGGCGAACGGACUAAUCCAGGACUCGCAUUGACUCCAGAGCAAACCAGCAACUUCAUUGACCAGUUUGAUGUACCCAGUUGUCACAAACACUUGUACUUGUCACCGAAGUGGACACAGAAGAAGUGGCAAAACUUCAACUCGUACAUCAGCAAGCCAGAAUCUUUUCAGCUUUGUGUGUCCAAGGCCAGAGAGCUUCUCGCUGCUGGUAAAGAAGAGGCUGAAGACAUUGAAGAUGAUGUCAAUGAUUGUCUUUCAUCCUGGGAACAUCCUUUAAGUCCUGCACAAGAUUUAAAGUCAGCAAAGUCACCUGAGAAAGAUCUGACUUCUGUUGACGAACAUUCAACAAGUGCUCUCAUACCAGUUUGCGCUGCUGAAAUGAAUGAUUGUCAGCCUUCAAAGACCAAGUGUGACGCACACACUCUCCUCUCUGAUGCUAAAGAUAAUCCGUCAUUGCUUGAUGAGCCCCCAACAGAGCUGAUUUUCCGCAUCACCUCCGAGAAGACUGUGAAUGAAGACAAUCAUUUCUUCUCUGUAUCAUCUGAGCAGGACAAAUUGCCUUCCACAAGCUCAUCAGCCAAACUGGAAGUGGCAGCGAGCUCACUGAAUGAUGAGGUUGACAUCUGUGAACGAGACUUGGAAGUCAUGGAACAUGGGAUUUAUCACAGAAUUUCGAGGAAGAACCAGCCAGGCUUGUAUCUGGACAGUCAAGAGCUUCAUCAGAAAGUGGUGUCCCCCCCCCAUUCACCCAUGUGUGAACCUGUAGAUUUGAGUUUUAAAACGCUAAUGUUGUCGACAUCAUCUCCUCACAAAAGUGAGCAAAAAGAUGAAAAAGCCUUGGAAAGUGUUGUUCUGAGGCAACUUACGGCUUGUUUUCUGAAAAGGAAGUUGGAACGAUGGGAGUUAAUGCCAGUCAUCAGCACUUGUGGAAGAUUCUUGGUUCCUUUUGGGUCCUUGGAAGAGAAGGAUAGGAAGAGAAUUGUAACGGACAAUCCGCAGCUGAAAAGAGGCGAGUGUGUUGAACCACCUGUCCCACUUAGUGCAGAUGACAUGGAGAAAGAGGCGGAAGGGUUGAACUCCCUUUCUGACGCUGUGGUCAAGGAAAAAGAGACGACCUCUUGGGAGGAAGGCAGCAAUGCUGCCACUCAUGAUAGUCCAGAAUGCAGCACUUUAAGACCACCGGAAGAAAUUCCUACUGAAACCAAAUCAAAUUUGGAAAAAGAUGGAGUAGGAACUGUCUCUCAUGGGAGGGACUUAAGAUGGUCGGCUGUGACAAGGGAGAGUCUGUUAAACAAGCUGAAGCACAGAAUUGUUUGGAGUAAAGGACAUAAAAAAGGAGACAAAGCAGUGGAUUCAGUUGAAGAAUCCUGUUCAAAGAAGAACGAUGUCGAUCCUACAAUGUCUAAAAGUGACUCUGAUUCACAUGUUACUGUUCCAGUUACCAGUGAUGCAUCCCAGAAUGCAUCAGUUGAUCCACUGUUUGCCUUUGCUCUUGGCUUGACACCGAAGGAAUCGACACAAAAGAUGGAGACAAGUAAAGGUGGGGAAACUCAACCCUGUGAAGACUCGUCCAGCACUCGACUUCAAAUCAAGAAAAGACCGCCUCCGAUUUUUCUCAAAAGAAGCAAAAUGAAAACACUCAGAAAGCACCUGGAGGUCCCCAUGGAGCAUUUUGAGGGAAAAUGGUGGAUGCAUUUUAAACCCUCGUCUUGCAAUGACAGCACUGAGAGUGACAAGGCGUGCUCCGUGGGUCACUCUGUCAGCAAUACUCUUAUUCCUGAUAAGGCGGACCCCAGCUCAUCGUCCGAUGCCUUGACAUUACUUGCUGACUUGGCACUCAGUGCGACCUGCAACGUCCCUUCACUAGACACAAGUAGGAGUUUGAAAGAAAUUGACGUCAGUGCUGAAGACAAAUCGCUUCUUCAUCUUCUGCUCAAAAAGCCUGUUGAUAAACCUCAACCUCAGCCUCUUGUGCCUCACAUGUCAAAACCUCCUGUAGACACACAAGAAUUAGUCGAAUUGGUGGGGAGAGAACAUUCAUAUUCAACACCGCCACAAUCCCUUCAUCUGUUGUGUUUACCAGGCAUGGCUUUCCAAGUUCCACUUGUAACUGGUGAGUCCAGCCAGCCGCAACAACAGGGCAUCAUGCCUGAGAAUGGAACGGAAACGCAACCUGUCGAUGAAUGUCAGGAAAAGCGCCAAGUCAAAGAGGACUACCAGAGCACAGACUUGAGUAGAAGGUCCGCUCUUGACAGGCACUUUGUCAAAAAUGGUGCCUCAAUCAAGAUUACAAGGCAGUGGGAUGAAAAGUAUGACUUCAACUACGACAGCAGAUUUUCAUGUGAUUCUAAAGACAGGACGAUCAUCAGGGCCUUACAUGGGCCUUGGGAUAUCUCUGUUCAAGAUACUAAUGAAGAGAUGCGGCUGGUGGUCCACAUGUGGAUUGCACUCUUCUACAGCCGAUCAACUGACAGGUUUUUCCAGGUUGAUCCUCAUUUGCUGCGCCCAUCUUCAGGAGACGAUGAAGCUCUGGAAAACUAUUGUGGAGCGUUGAACUCUAUUCAGAGCGAGGCUGAAGCAAGACCGUUUGCUUCAGUGCUGGGUUUGGACACGACACACGUGUCUGUGAUGAAGUCAUUGGACCCGAGAGACCAAGAUCUGUCUCUUAUGGACACCAGACCUGACAUGGUGUCCAGUGAGUCCAUUGGAACCUCACUUUCCCCGGUCAAACCAAAGGAAAUGGAUGUGUCUGAAAAAGAAGAAGCUGGUGACACACUGGCAGUUGGGCAAGAGUCUGCCAGCCCAUUACAGUCUUCAUCCAAGGCUCACGAUGAGUCAGUUGAUGGCAAGGAAUCAGAUGCAAGGACUGCACAAGUAAAGCAACGCUUCAGAGACGUUGGUAGUCAAGUAAGCAGAAAUGAUGGAAGGUUAAUUCUGAAAGUAGAACCACCAGAGAUGACUCCACAGCACGACAUUGUUUCAGUUCGUGGCUUAAACAAUGACAGCACAAAAUCCUCUGAGCCUCUGCAUGAGCCCGAUAUAUUGCUUCACAAAAUUCUAACGGAAGGACCAAGGUUGGGGAUUGACGUAGACAUGGAGGCUGUAACUGUGAAAGCAACACCUUCCCUAUCUUCCCCUGAUGUGAAUAAGACUUGCCAGCAAGUCAGUUUGGGGUUUGAUAUGGACACCGGUUGUGUGAGUCAAAAUUCAGUGGAGGAUAAGAAGUUGGGGAUAAGACCAGAGACAACAGAAAUGUCACAGCCUGUCCUAGAUAUGUGUGAAACUAGCCAAGUGGUCCCUUCCGAAAGUGAGUCCGACACCAGAUGUCCAGAACCUAAGGAGGAAUCAGACAAGCUCUUGUCUUCAGGUAGUAGUCCCUCUCCUCUCCCUCCUUCUGUGGUGGGUGUACUUCCGCCAAAGCAAGUACCCACUGACAGGUCGGUUGUUAAAAAUCAGUCCAACUUGUGGCCUACUUUUCAUCCUGAUGCAAGGACUCAUAGAGUCCUUCAAAGUUUAGAAGCGAUUUUGCUUCACUCUCAACUCAACAAUGUAUGUGAAGGACCUGUGAUAGCUAAAAGGAUUCACAUAUCUAAUGCCAACCACAAACACACCUUGCUGUCCUCAGCUGCUGCUGAGAAGCACUCAGACCACCAAAAGCAAGCAGCUGACUCCAAAGACUCACAUGAGAUGAAGAACGGAUCAUUUGACCAAUCGCUUUUGACUAGCGCAAUGGAUGAAGCGCCUGAUCUCCAUAUCCAGGUGAAUGAGGUUAAUCGACCAGUGCUGCACGCCAGUUUGGGAGGUUUUGAAAUGCAGGAAACAUCUGCUGGUGGGUGUCUGAAAACCAGUGAACAAAACCUUGUAGAGGAUAAUGAAGUCAAGAAUGAGAGAAGGUGUGUAUGGCAAGAGGAACCCAAGGGGAACUCAUCAACUGUGUGUAAAGGUGAAAAGCCCAACAUUCCUGCUUUCAAAAACUUCAACUCCUCCAUCACACUUGAGACUACUGAAGGAAGUUCUGAGCUUGGGAAACCUAGCUUUAUCCGUGAGCGGUCCAUUGAAGAGGGAGAGACUUGUUCAUCCGACGAUUCCUUUUCUGCAAACGUGACAGUUGCUGAAUCUGCUGUCAUGAACGGGGAAGUAGCAGAAAACGUUGAAUCGCCUCAAGACAAAGCAGGAAGUCCAGUGGACCAAUCCCAGGACUCGCUAAUGUGUACAGUCUUCAACACCAAUCCCAAACCACGUCCUUCGUUUUUGGAGCGCCUGUCCAACAGGUGUCAACAAACUGACCCUACUCAAGCAUCUGUUGAGCAGGAGUGUCUUAUCUUCUCUGAGAAAAUGAAACUGCUUUUAAAAAGCAGUUCCAAUAGAUUUGCUAAGCAAAUGAAGGCACAUGAAAACAUCAAGUGGCCAUUUGUGAGCUUUGCAGCCACAAAACCGUUCAGUCCUAUGAAACAGGAGUCUGCAGAGGAGGUAGUGGAUGCCCCAGCACCCAACGGAGGGAAUGGUGCAUCGGACGUCCCUAUUGGGAAAAUAGAGGACAAUAAACGAAAUAUCCCAAAAGAAGAAGACAGACCGUCUAAAAAGCAAAAAGUGGCUCUGGAUCAAAAUCUCGAUGUGGGCGUUUCUGCCGUGACCACAGAAUGUGCCAUGUUGUACACAGCAAUAAUGGACCAUGUCUGUAGUGGCAAAACGGUUGGUCCUGGGCACAAGGAGCUCCAGACCAACAAGAGGGGCCCAAAAGAAAUUGAGGAGAACUGCUAUGACCCCAGCCACUUCAAGAGACAGCUGGACGAGUCCUACAAGAAUAAGUUGAAUUCUCUGGUAAAGAAGUCGUGCAGAUCUAAGUUCAGGUUCUACAUAUUGGUUACAUCUGAAGACUCCUUCUUUGAGAAAACCAAGUCACUGUUAGAAGAAGAGGGCCAUUCUCCUGACCAUCCGUCACAUUUCUUGCAAGACAAAGAAAGUUUGCCGUCACUCUUCGUCAUCCUCAGAAAUGAAGAUAUUGCGGAACACAUUCGCGAGAUUCCACAUUUGCUGGAGCUGAAAAAAUCUCCCAACGUGCGGUUUGCUGGGAUCGACGAACCUGACGACGUCGUCAAUCUCACAUAUCGGGAACUUUUCCUGAGGGGUGGAUUCAUAAUGGUUGACCGGGCUGCGAUGGAUUCUUUAUCUCCAUGUCAAAUCAAGCGAGUGAGCGAGACCUUGACAGAGCUGAGCAAAAGUGGGAAGUGGAAAUGGAUUUUACACUACCGAAUCAGACAUCGAUUGAAUGUUAAUGCAAGAUUAAGUGAAGAGUCAAGAGAGAAGAAGCACUUGUUGGACGGGUGUGAAGAAGCUGGACUGCUGGAGGUGUUGCCUUACCAUGAGUGUGAUCAGAAAUCACGAGAUGGACCCGAUUAUGCCGCAUGUCUGGCCAAGUUGCAGAUUCAAAAUAUAUCUGCCCGCUUCUCUGUGUUUUUAUCAGAUGCUCCAGAUGGAGAACUAGGGAGAAGUGGAAUUUUGACGAUGACUGUGGAGUCUUUUUUGCGAGUUUCAUCCACCAAGAUGUUAACAGGUUGACCUGGGACAGAAACUGGAUACAACUUCUGUUGUCCUUACAAAGUAAAAGGAGUUCUGAAUAUUACCAAAAACUCAAAUUAACAGUAUUUAAGAAAGGGUAAAAGGUUACUGCUUACCAUUUCCCAGUUCCGUUAAGUUCGCUUUACAAGUCAUGACACUCUUUAGCCAAGUCUCAUGCGCCGCUUUUGUGAAUAGUGUACAACAUUGUUUUGAAGACAGGUGUUCAUUUUUAUGAAUAUAAGUUAAGAGAAGAACAAUUUCUUUAAAAUGUUCAGUAUGUACAGUGAACAAAGGUGUCUGUAAUACAGUAUGUUUCAGUGUUUUCAGUGAACACUGCUAGCGAGUCCCGUCAACAUGAUGCCACCUACAGAUCGCCCAGCAGUGAAAUGACUCACAGAUUUGUUGGCACUUGAAAUGGUCCUUCUGCUACACUACGUUCAAGUUGGCCUCGUUGACCAUCAUCAGCCUAUGGUCGCCUCUACAAAUAUUGUUGACUUGACCAAAUAUUCAUUUUGAAUAUUUGUGUCAUGGAUGUUGUUGUGAAAUAAAAGUUAAAAUGCCGCAGAUUUUAUGGAAACAUGUUCUCAGUUUAAUAAUGCUUCUAGUCAAGACACUUCUCCCAGCGGUUUAACAAAUAGGAAAAAGUGUAAAUGUGCCUUAUGAGGUCUAAAUCAAAAUCUUAUUACUUGAACUGCUGCUGACACAACAGCUUGCCGUUAACAUUUUGUUUACAUCUUUAUUCUAGGGUUUUAGCUUUGUUCUAUACCUUAGACUGGAAUGCCUGGUCACAGGUGACUAGUUUGGGAGACAUCUUACCAUUGCACACACCUACACAGACAGCCCUGGAAUGGUCAAGUGGCCUGUCCAGGGUGAACCCUGCCUCUUGCCCUAUGUCGCUGGGAUUGGCUCCAGCCAUUCGUGUUGUGUAGCCAUGCGUCAUUGGAACCCAUACAAGCAAAUGAAACUAAGUCAUUCAGAACUGUAUUCAAUUCGAUGAGUAAAAUUGGCAGCAUAUCAAUUGAAAUGUCAUUUAUGAUUGUUUAGUGUGUUGAUGCCACGUGGGAGACGCUAAUCAUAUGUCCUCUUCCAUUUGAAAUGUCUCUGGAUCUCCUUGGGAGCGCCUUAACACUUCAUUGUCACCCAGCAACGUAGUAAAUUUAAAAAUUAUUGCUUUGGAAUGUGUGAUGUAUGUUACUCUACCUCGUUCAUUAAAUAAAGCAUGGACAAUUUUUCUUCCUA